GUGUAUUCAAUCAGGAAACUCAUUCUCUCCAGAUGUCACUCGUCAAAGCCUUCCCGAAUUCGUCAUUCUCAUGUCAGGCCGGAAUGAGAUUCUCAUGUCAGUCAUGCUAAAUGGAUGAGGGACGGCAGCUGUCCUCGUCUUGUGCGUCAUCAGGCGUCAAGCAGCAUUGAUGAGAGGAAAAGCCCCAAACUUACCAUUUCCACACGGGAUGGGAGGAGAUGCCAUGGCUGACUUCAUGCAGUGUUAAGAUAAUACAGCCAUCAUUUAUUCAUCAAGUUGUGCAAUCAUCAAACUGUGAUGUUGAGUGGGACGACUUUAAAAGUUAUCUUACAGAAUGCCCGGCACCCACUGCAGUUGAGUAAAAAUUUUACGAUAUGGCGAUACCUCAUUAUUAUCUUGUAAAGGUAUCAUUUUUGUGUUGGAUCUGAUGUUACCUUCCUCCUCCCUUGUUUGUUGGAGCAAGUGUCUCCAUGUUUGGUCUCCAGGGGGAGCUCGGGUGUUCCCGUCCCAGCCUGGGUGCAUCCCACCCGGGGAACUUUGCCCCAUAGAGAUCAUUGCUCUGCGAAAGGCAGGGCGGGAAGAGAAGAGGCAGAGGCAUCAUCACCUGCAGCUUUUCUCCACAGCGGACCAUCCUUUUCCUUCUCGGCUCCGUGAUUUACGAGAACCGCAUUGGCGUCAGGUCCUGCUCCCGCCCGGUGGACCUUCUUCCGGCUCGGAAGGACAACGAUGCGCAGUCAAGCGGGAGCCCCUUGCGGACUGUCGCCGUGCACUGCCGCCGGGUUGUAGCGCGACGUGCGGCGGAUGUUCGCUGUGUCCCGGCCGCCCACGUAGACCGAAAUGCCCGUCAGGAGGAACCGAUACAACCUGGUGGACGACGUGGCGGACUCCAGGCUGCCGCUGCACAACGAGGAGGCUUACCAGCAUGGGAUCUCCUUCCAAGCCAAGUACGUGGGGAGUCUGGACGUGCCACGGCCCAACAGUCGCAUGGAGAUCGUGGCGGCCAUGAGGAGGAUAAGGUAUGAGUUCAAGGCCAAGAACAUCAAGAAGAAGAAGGUCAGCAUUGUCGUGUCCGUGGACGGCGUCAAGGUGCUGCUGAGGAAGAAGCCCAAGAGGAAGGAGUGGACGUGGGACGAGAACAAGAUGCUGAUCAUGCACGACCCCAUUUACAGGAUCUUCUACGUGUCACACGACUCCCAAGACUUGAAGAUCUUCAGCUACAUCGCCAGAGACGGCUCCAGCAACUCCUUCCGAUGCAACGUCUUCAAAUCUAAAAAGAAGACGCUGGCCAUGCGCAUCGUGAGGACGGUGGGCCAAGCCUUUGAGGUUUGUCACAAGCUGAGUCUGCAGCACGCCGAGCAGGACGCUGACGGCCAGAGUGACAAGUCCACGGAGGAGUCCAGCUGUCACGGCCGGACCCUGACAGGGGCAGAGCGAGGGGAAGAGGAUCAUAAAGGAGGACGAGGCCAAGAUGAAGAAGAAGCACCGGCUGGCGCGUCUCUGUGUGAAAAGACCCUCAGUGGAAUCCUUCAGAGUCUGGCGGAACUCAGCGUGGUCAAACCAGGACAGACCAUCAUGGACUUUGAUGGAAGGUCUGUGUUCACGGUGACCUCCCAGGGUGUCACUCCCAGCAGCCCUUGCUCCACCUCCCUGACGCCGCUGGCCUCUCAGCACUACCUUCAGCUCCUCCAGCAGCAGCUGCAGCAGCAGCAGCAGCACACGCAGGUGGCCGUCGCACAGGUGCAGCUGCUGAAGGAUCAGAUGGCGGCGGAGACAGCGGCUCGCAUGGAGGCGCAGGCUCGCGUUCACCAGCUGCUCAUGCAGAACCGAGACCUGCUGCAGCACCUAGCCUUGCUGGUCCAGCAGCUCAAGGAACUGGAGGAAGGACCCUCCACUACGGCGCUACAGCCAGGACCGCAGGGAGAGCAUCAGUCACCCCGGGAGCCUUCAGUCAACGGAUACAUUGUUUCGACAUCGACGAGGUCGCUGUCUCUCAACCUGAAGAACCGCUGCAGCCAGACGUCGGAGCAGCUCAUCACCUCCACGCCUGCGUGGCCGCCGCACGCCGCCAUCACAGACGCCCUCGCCGGGGCCGAGUCCUUCCUGCUCAGCCUGGAGAACAGCCGCAACGACACCGAGCUGUCCGACCCCUUCAUCAGGACCAACGGGUCUGCUGACGACAGGGAGUGCGCUAACGAGUCCAACGAAGUGGUCCCGUUCACGCCCAAGAGCUCGGCCAACGUGGAGGAAAAAUGGAAGCAGACGAUUCCCAAGCUGGACCCUCCUCCGCCCUCCAUGAACCGCAAGCGGUCCAGCCGGACCUUGUCCCCGGGCUCCGAAGGGUUAUCUCCGCCAGCCCCCGCCGACAGCUCGCCAGUUAGCGUCCCCCCGGCGAGCCGCAGCAGCAGCCUUUCCUUCCCAGACGUCACCCCCAGCUCGCUGUCCUCGGCAGACUUCCAGUCGUUCAGCGCCGGCGAGAGCAGUUCCGGCUCGGCCAGCGAGGACUCGGGCGUGCGCUCUGAGACCAAAUCCUUGCUCUCACCUCUGCAGGGGGACUACGACGGCGUGUUCGGGGAGCGUGGGACCUUUCUGACGGCCUCCAGUGGCUGUGAGAGUCCUCAGGAGGAGCCUGAGUCCUUUAGUUCGCCUUCACACCUGCACCCGCCCUCCUCGUCUUCACCCACGAACGACACCUGCCUCCAUAUCAGCUUCUCUGAGGACGAGCUGCUGGACAACUGCCAGGAGGAGAAAAGCGUACCGCAGCGUAGUUAGGGGACACGUUUACCGUACUUCCACACACAUUUGCACCGCUUUGUUAGUUACUGCAUUCAUUCAAUCAAUCAUCAACGGAUGUAAAUCUUUGUACAGACGCUAGCCGAGGGACACAUUUAGUAUUUUUAUAACAAAAACACAACACAACGUGUAGAGAACCUUACACUCGACUUCAUAGCUUUGGUUUUAGAAUGUCUUCUUGAUGUUGGGAGAAGCCUCGGCCCCUGCAAAGCACCUGAUUGGAUGAUAGACAGGCGGAACCAGGAAGUCAGAUGAUAGGGAGGACACAAAGUAAAAUGGACAUGCUUUCAUGCUUUAUUAUGUCGACGUGAUGUGUAAACAUUCCGUAAAUGGAAUAUUAAGCAGCUUGACAGAGUACACAGAGUUGCGGAAAAUACUUGAAAAUGGAGAUAGAUGUGCAGGUGAAAAGCGUCCGAUGCUUUUCUUAACGUCACUUAAUGACCGAGAGCUAAAGGGGGGAGCAAUAAUAAUAAAAAGGUAUAGAAUUUGAGUGCUUUUUCUGGUAUUUAUUUGGUGCAAGAUGUAGCAAUACUCAUAAGUCACCUUAAGUUUUGAAAUAUUUAGCACUUUUUUACAUUCAAGUACAACCAAAAUCAGUAUGCAAUAAGCCAAGGGUAUCCAAAGUGCAGCCUGAGGGCCAUUUGCUGCACAUAGUUUUUUUUUUAUAAUUGGCAGCAAAACAAAAAUAAAAUUGACCAAGAAUCACCUAAACUGGCAGCGUUACUUACUAUUGCGUUAUUACGUUAUUAUUACGUGACAUUGAGAAUAGCUGUACACUAGAAUAAACAAACAAGAAGCCUUAAAAAAAUCCUAAAAGCCACCAAGUGUCCAAUUAGUCACAAAACGACAGUCAAUUCUUUCCCUGCUCUUUUCUUUAGAACAUUAACCAGCGUCAUCUUCUUGCCCUUUUUACUCCUGACAUCAAUUACGGUUCCUCGCAUCCAAAUGUGACAUUAAAAAUUCAUGCCUCUCAAAUUCUUCCCCCUCAAAGGACACAAAAUGACUUUUUGUUCUCUCUGCUCUGCAGCACGCCGCUCUUGUCAAACGUUUGACUGUCUUUUUCUUUUCUUUUUUUUAAAUAAUUACCACUCACGGUGCGUCUGCCGCUGCCUUGUCUUGUCAUAUAUUUCAAGAAUGACAUUUUGACAAAUAGGUGCACAUCAAUCCCUCGUUUAUGACGGGUGAUCUGUUCCAGACCCAGCCGCGAUCAGUGAAUUUCCGCCAAGUCAGAUUCAAUAUUAAUAAAUUGAAUAUUUGUAUUAUUUGGGCAUAUAAAAUCUGUUUCCAAUCCUGGAAAUAGGGUUUUAACAUUAUUAGAGCCCUCAAGACAUGACAUAACACCCCUAUCGUCACCUUUGCACUUGUUUUAGCCAAUAUAGCAGAUGUGAUCAGAGGAAAUAUGACACCUAAAACUAGCGGUUCUUUGGCUUUUUUUUUUUUGGGACAGCGUACUUCCUUGCAGCUUUAACCCACUAUAGUAGACCCAAUUAGAGUAAAUAAAAAAACUCCCACUCGAGCAGUGUCACAGUGAAUGUGUCCCCUCGGGAACCCUGGUGAUCAGUCUAGUGUGUGUCUCACUGAACACCGCCAUCUAGUGGCCAAUGUAGAAUCCAGUACUGUACUACAGUCCCAAGUACAAUGCUUCUUCUGCCUUGUAUUUUAGUUCAUGUAGCCAUUUUAUGCUUGAAAAUGCUUCAUUUAGGCCAAAAAUAGUAAAAUUAAUAAUAAUAAUAAAUAUUAAUAAUAAAUUAAUAUAACAUUUAGGCCAAAAGUACAAUUUGCUUAUUUGUUUAUUUUUAAAAUAAAUAAUAGGUCCCGGUAUACAGUAUCGUUUUUCAGAACAUUAUAGACUGACGCAUCCUCCGAAUCACUAGGGGGCAGCAACUCUUGUUAACACACUGCCAGCACCUUUGAAACACGAUUAAAAUUGAAGUUGAACACAAUUUCCGGCCAAAUGCGGGCCGUAUUAACCUUAGCUAUUGUUAGCAUAAACUUAGUUUGAGAGUUAUUCAACUGGGGAUGGUGAGUUCAGCAAUAAAUAUUAUUUUAAAGUGGUAGUUUGUGAGUUAUUCAACCGGAGAUGGUAAGUUCAGCAAUAAAUAUUCUUUUAAAGUUAUUUUCGGUUGUAGCAAUGUUAGCUAGCUAUGCUAACAGUGCUAACCAUCGACACAGACAAUAGCCGAGCCAACGUCAACGUCGUGCCAUAUUGGAUAGGUCUGAGUGCGCGUGUGAACGUAUAAAUGAGAGGAAUUAACUUAAGUUGCUUAUUAGAAACGUAUUCAUUUUCAGCGCAGCUUUGACACAUCCAAUAUGGCGGCGUCGUUGACGUAUAGCAGCAGUGGACAAACCCACUUGGUGCGAUUGUGCAGUCGGAAGGCAUAAGAGGUUUGCUAUUUUUUUUGUUUUUAUUCAAAGAUAGAUGUAUUAUGGCUCUAAAAUGUAUCCCGAUCAUAGACAGGUGCUUAUGUUGUAAGAUGUGUUGUUUAUCUUUCAAAGCAGCGUGUGCACUUUAUGUAACCACUCUCACAGCUAUUGUUACACUGGAGCCUUGAAGGAGACCAACGUGCUUUCAUUCCUUUUGCAUGGAAAUGAUUUCCUCUCCGGCUGAGUGGAGGCGAAGUAAUACUCGAGGCCCGGCUGGCGUCCACCCACGACUUUCACAAGCUUCCCU
This is a messenger RNA of Doryrhamphus excisus (bluestripe pipefish), 5461 nucleotides long. The record is from RefSeq and is a predicted model, not a curated record. NCBI's taxonomy places the organism in Eukaryota, Metazoa, Chordata, Actinopteri, Syngnathiformes, Syngnathidae.